Molecule: messenger RNA, 5032 nt
Organism: Anolis sagrei ordinatus
Lineage: Eukaryota; Metazoa; Chordata; Lepidosauria; Squamata; Anolidae
Gene: WNT5A
Product: Wnt family member 5A
Biological process (GO): neuron differentiation; canonical Wnt signaling pathway; multicellular organism development
Cellular component (GO): extracellular region
Molecular function (GO): cytokine activity; frizzled binding
Source: RefSeq, a predicted model, not a curated record
CCUUCCUCCCUCCUUCUCUCUCCGUCGCCUCCGCAACUUUUCUUACACUUCGAGGGAGCGGCGGAGGCAGGAGCGCGGCACUGGAGAAGGAGAAGAAAGAGGGAAAGAAGGGAAGGAAAAGAAUGUAGUGGAAGGCGAGAAGGAGAAGAAGAGGAAGGGAAGGGGCACCGUUUGGGCCAUGGAUUGGGUCAAGCUCCGCCGCUGCGUCCUGGCGCUUUGAAUCCCGGAGUCGCUCGCUCGGCUGGCGAUGGAAAGAGCUGCGACCAACGAGGUCACCUGAAGCCCGAGACUGAGAGAGAGAGAGAGAGAGAGAGAGAGAGAGAGCCCAGGAAGAAGAGGAGGAGGAAGGCCCAGAGCGAGCCCACGCUUCGCCCCGUCGCCUUUGGCUGAUGGACCUUCGCCGGGCCCGGAUCGCCGCCGCCGCCCUUUCCCCUGGCAGGAUCGGGGCUCCCCUGGCUUGGAUUAUUAUUCUUAUUCCUACUCCGAGACUCCUCCAGCGCCCCGCUUUCUGACGGCCCGCUUCACCCUCUCCCCAGUCGUCGUCGUCGCCCCCCUUUGGACCCCUUUCCGCGUCAACAAUGGAGAGGUCCGUGGCAGCGCGAGUCCACCGUGGAGCUUGGCGGACGGGAGCCAUGCCGCCCAAGGCUCUCUUCUUGGCGCUGGCCAUCUUUUCUUCCCUGAUCCAAGUGGUGAUAGAAGCCAGCUCUUGGUGGUCUCUGGGUAUGAACCACAUGAAUCCAAUGAACCCAGUUCAGAUGCCGGAGGUGUACAUCAUUGGGGCCCAGCCGCUGUGCAGCCAAUUGACAGGCCUCUCUCAAGGACAAAAGAAACUCUGCCACUUAUACCAGGACCACAUGCAGUACAUUGGCGAGGGAGCAAAGACGGGCAUCAAGGAAUGCCAGUAUCAGUUUCGCCAUCGAAGGUGGAAUUGUAGCACUGUGGAUAACAACUCUGUUUUUGGCAGAGUCAUGCAGAUAGGCAGCCGGGAGACCGCUUUCACCUAUGCAGUCAGUGCUGCUGGGGUUGUUAAUGCCAUGAGCCGGGCCUGCAGAGAGGGGGAGCUGUCUUCCUGUGGCUGCAGCCGGGCUGCCCGGCCAAAAGAUCUCCCCCGGGACUGGCUAUGGGGCGGCUGCGGGGACAACAUUGAUUAUGGCUACCGCUUUGCCAAGGAGUUUGUGGAUGCCCGUGAGCGAGAGAGAAUAUACCAGAAAGGGUCAUAUGAGAGUGCUAGGAUCUUAAUGAACCUUCACAACAAUGAAGCAGGAAGGAGAACUGUGUACAGCUUGGCAGAUGUGGCCUGCAAAUGUCAUGGCGUAUCUGGAUCUUGCAGUCUGAAGACCUGUUGGCUACAACUGGCUGACUUUCGCAAGGUUGGAGAUGCUUUGAAGGAGAAAUAUGACAGUGCAGCAGCUAUGAAAAUCCAUCAACGGGGCAAGUUGGUGCUAGUGAAUAGCCGCUUCAAUGCACCAACUAUCCAUGACCUGGUAUACAUUGAUCCUAGUCCUGACUAUUGUGUGCGCAAUGAGAGCACUGGCUCCCUGGGCACUCAGGGGCGGCUGUGCAACAAGACUUCAGAAGGCAUGGAUGGCUGUGAACUCAUGUGCUGUGGCCGAGGCUAUGACCAAUUCAAGACCGUGCAGACGGAGCGCUGUCACUGCAAGUUCCAUUGGUGCUGCUAUGUAAAAUGCAAGAAGUGCACAGAGAUUGUGGAUCAGUUUGUCUGCAAAUAGAUGGGAAUGGGUGGCAGUGGUUGUUCUACCAGCAGGGGGAAGGGGAUGGGAUUGCCCUGAGAUAAUCUCCACUCUUAUUUAUAGAGCCCAAUGGGUCGCUUUUCCUGUUUAUAUAUAUAUAUAUUAAAAAAAAUGUGCAAAGAGAAGUGAUGGGAAUCCUUGCUGCAUCCAGCUCAGACUGUGCAUAGUUUUAUAUAUAUUUUUUCUAUAAUGGGGAAAUACCUGAGAUAAUAUUUAUUUUACACAAUUGGAAAUACAACUUUAAAAUGAAAAGACAGAGAAGCUUGAGGGGAAAUUUGUCCCAUUUCUAUUUAGUCUCAUGAGGAGGCUGGGCAGGAUGGCCCUUGUAGUUUCUUCCAACCCAAUGAUUCUGUGACAUAGUGCAUAUGCAAUAGAUGAUAUAUCCAUGUGCCAUGCUUUAGAUUGGAACAUGAACCAUGCAGACUUGGUGACGGAUGUGUGAUAAUUCUUUCCUAGCCCUUUUGAUCAAAAAGAAACAACCAGGCAUACCAUCAUCCUAGAUACAUGUUUUAGGGCUGAGCAAACUGCGGUUCUGGGGCCAUGUGCUGUUUUUGCAGCCCUUGACUCCUCCAAACUUCCUGGACCAUACUUGUUUCCCCUGAGAAAGUCUCUGGGAGUGGCAGAUACCCAUCUGCUAGACCCUCAUUGCACUGUUAUAACAUCAAAAGCAUACACUGUAUACUCAUAUAUAAGUUUAGAAAUUUUAGUAAAGAAAACCAACCUCUAAAACUUGGGUCAACUUGUCCAUGGAUCAAUGUGAGUACUUUAUCUUAACUUUCAUUAUAUAAAAAAGGAACCAUCUCCUUCUUUGAGUAGAGUGGCGAAAGACAAGAGCUUAGUCCAACCCUUCUACUCACUCCAUCAUGGUACUGCUUCUGACCUUUUUGAAUGCCUGGACAGGGAAAUGGCAGCAGGCCCUAAGGCCUCUUCCACAUAGCUGUAUAAAAUCCACAUUGAACUGGAUUAUAUGGCAGAAUGAAUUCAGAUAACCCAUUUCACAGCUGAUAUUGUGGAUUAUCUGCCUUGAUAAUCUGAAUUGUAUGGCUAUAUGGAAGGGCCCUGAGGUGACAUUGGUGCUUUCCUCUCUCUACAGAAUGGCCCUUGACCUAUUCACAGAUCAUAUCAAAAUCCAUAAUUUUUGCCCCCAGACCAGGCCUCAACUUAUAAACGAGGUUGACUUAUAUAUGAGUAUAUACAAUAACCAUUUUUCAGAACCUGAAUUGAUUUGGACCAAUUUCCAAGAGAUACAGGGUAUUUUUUUUUGCAUCCAAUUGCCCCUAGAAGGAUCCCAGGGGCAGAAGUUUGUUCAUCCCAGUCUAGAAGGUUUAGAAUGUAACUUCCUGAACAUCAGUUGCAUGGCAACUUGGAAAAACAUGGGUGAAAGCGCAAGAUUCCCAGAGCUGUGUUGCUUGGCUACCUCUAAAGGUAUAUUAAUCUCACGUGGCAUUUUUCAUUUAUGCCUGAGAUAACCUGUGAAUCUGCAUUGUGGGGAUGAUACCAACAAAGAAGCUAACCUUUCAAGAAUUUUAGCAGAGGAAGAUGCACUUUUCUCAUAAGCCCCACCGAAAUAAUGCAUUUUCUGUGUCUCGGUGGAAAGUGGAAAACUUGUUAACUGGUUGAGGUAAGACCAAUUCUUCAAAUAAUCUAGCAAAUCCAGGAGGAAGAAUAUCUGAUUAUAUAGCAUUAAUUCAAGCAGAAUUUCGAACACAACCAUUUCAUAAAAAAUCCAUAAUUUUACUGCCUUGCUUUGAAGGAAUAUUGAAGACCACAUAGAACUUCCUAAAGCACGUAUGCUACUUUUAAUGGGCCUGCAAUCUGCAAAAUUCUUUUUUUUAAAGAAAAGAAAAAAUAAUCGGAAUUGAACUAAUUCUUUGUCUUUAAAGUGUUAUGGGUAGUCAAGUCCUUUUCAGAAGUGGAAAUGAACUAACAUUGUGGAAUUUUGGAAAAUGCUGGUGCAGUAUGAUAUAGUAGCUUGAUAUUUUAAUAAUUGACUACUACAGUUCAAAAUCAAGUAUGAUGCAGUAUCCACUUUAUCAUCCUGUGUUUCUUUUGUUCUUUGUUUUAAUGCACAAAUAGAAUAUAUUACAGCUAUGCGCAAACUUGCUCAGACUGUAUUUGAGCAGUUUACUUAUAUAUGGGGAAAUUGGUCUUCUGGUUUCUGGUAUUUCAAACCGUUUAAAAAAGAAAAUACAGGAUUUUGAAAAAAAUAAUUAAUAGCCACCCAAGUUACUGCUGGGAACAGUUUCUGUGUUUAGACUAAGCACAUAGCACAAAUGUCCUAACAUCACUUUUAGGUUUUAUUUAGGUUGGAUUCUAGCCUCUUUUUGUGGGAUUUCAUUACACAUUUGGAUGGCCAUCUGCCAGGGGUGCUUUGAAUGUGAUUUUCCUGCUUCUUGGCAGGGGGUUGGACUGGAUAGCCCACGAGGUCUCUUCAUACUCAAGGAAUCUAUGAAGAUUAAGCCAGCCACAAAUUAUUAAAUUCAAAGGAAGCUCUUCCAGCUCAAUUCAGUGAAAUAUAUCUUCUGAGCACACUCUGGUGUUUAUCAUGUUCUCGGGCCGUAGGUAUGGAAAGCUUAAGGAGUUAGUUUUAGAAUCUCUUUUCCUGUGGGGGCAUUAUUGCAGAUAAACAAACAAAUAAAGUUUCUUUCACAGGUGGCCUUGAUUCACAUAAAAAGAGAAUGUUCUUUCAAUUAUCACACACUCAUGUGGUAUUUUAUAGCUUUGACAGUCCCAUUGUAAUUGGAACCUGCCCAAUAAAUAAAAGCAAAAGAGAAUGUAUGCCAUUUUAGCAUUACUCAAAAUUUAAAAUUUUUGACAAAGCUAUGAGCUGUCUCAUUAGUUCCAUCUUUUCCAAUGUUGAUUGCUCUUAAUUUAUUAUGCAAGGCAAUAUUUACUUCCCUGGCUCCUCAUGUUGGAAAACCAAUGUCAACUUUGAAAAUAAUAAAAAAUAAAGCACUAGUUCAUUAAAUAUGUCACUUUUGGUUUUUAUUAUACAAAAACCAUAAUCCUUUAAAAUAUGCUCAGUCACUUACUCUACAUGGAACACCUGUCUGUGAGCAGAGAGGGGUGUAAUGAUCCUAGUUAUUAAAAUGUUAUUUAAUGUACAAUAUUUCACUUGUGUUCUUCAGAUACUAUGUAAAUCUACCAUGUCCUCUUUGUUCUGUACAUUUAAUGUACAUAUUUCAUCUUGUGUGAUUUGUAUAUUUCACUGGUGUUUUUUUAAAAAAAGACUUAUGCCAUAAUGGAAGAUAGACUAUAAAAAUAAAAUAUUGGUUAUAUAA